CACCCUGUUGCCUUGCCUCCUCUUCUUAGUUCGCUAAUCUGAUCUACCCACCAAAGUAAGGCAUGCAUUGCUGCUUUCACUUCCAGUAUCUGUGUCUCCUCGGGUCCUACAUCUUGCAAGGAACGUAUCUUGGUGGCAACUAGUAACUGGGCAUCCAAGCUGUUAUGACGAACUCACUCGAAUGGUUGAGGCUAUCUGGAAGGGUGAAAUUGCAUUCGUUCUGCCGUGCCCUCCCUACCAAACAAACAUAGACACAUGGUGAUCAUAUAUUUGAUUGUUUACAUAACAAACUCCACAACCCCCAUUUCCUAGCUCCCAUUUCUCACAAUCAUUCCUCACAAAGAAGCACCCUUCACCUUUUUACACAUUUAAAAUCAAACCCACACAAAUUCCCCCAUUCCUCCUCAGAUUCCAACACCCUCUUCCUCUCACUAUUCCAAAACCCACAUCCAUACUCUGCUUUUCCCCCUCUCUUCACAUCUCCAGCCAUGUCUCUCACCCGCAUCUCUUCCUCUUCACCCCCAUCAUCAAAACUCUUCCACAAACCGAUCCACCAUCGAAACGACUCCGACGAGCUCGAUGUAUUCGAAGCCGCCAAGUACUUCUCCGGCUACAACGAACCCAUUCCCCACCACUACACCACAAGCAAAAACAGAGCAUCCUCUGUUUCCCGAAGAAUGAGCCUAGACACGUCAAUGUCAAACAUAAACGACCACCAACAGCAAAUCCUGAAGGAAAAGACCUUCGUCAACAGAAACGGGAAGCCAUAUAAGCAGCCGAGCUCGCCAGGAGGGAGGCUAGCGAGCUUUCUAAACACUCUGUUUCACCAAGCGGCAGGGGGUUCCAAGAAGAAGAACAAGAAGAAGCAGCCACCCAAAUCCACGGAGGAAGAGGACGAGAUCAGCCCAUGUGGGCGGAAGAGGAGGAGUAGCAUUAGCUAUUUCUCCAGAUCAUUUGCUGAUACCAAAUCAUGGUACUCUGCUACAUCGUCGAAAUCCGAGUUCAGGAGGAGUCCUCCGCCGCUCUGCACUCCGACCAAGGCCGGGUUCAGAACCGUGGUUUGCGGUUCGAAUCAGAAACCGGUUUCGGGCAGGGAUUCGUGGUGUUUGGAUGAGAAGAUGGCUAAGCUUAGCAGCAACGAUGGGUUGUUGUUGAGUGGUUGUGAGGAAUCGAAGGUUGAUGAUGAUGGAGGUGAGAGUGAUGCCAGUUCUGAUUUGUUUGAGCUGCAGAACUAUGAUUUGGAUGCUUACUCUAGUGGUCUGCCUGUUUAUGAAACGACUGAUGUGGGUAGCAUCACAAGUGGGAAAUAGUAACCACAUGAAGGAUAUGUGAGGAUUAGUUUAAUUAAUAAAUCAAUUAAUCAUUUUGGGAAUCUGAUCUUUGUACAUUGUGGUUCUUUCUCCCUUCUAAUUCCUCACAAAUUUUGUUUCUUUGUUGUUUUUUUGUUGCUUUACUGUUUAGAAGCUAUGAUAAGAAAGAAUUG
This is a messenger RNA of Linum tenue, 1483 nucleotides long. NCBI's taxonomy places the organism in Eukaryota, Viridiplantae, Streptophyta, Magnoliopsida, Malpighiales, Linaceae. The record is from the annotation of a GenBank genome assembly.